Messenger RNA from Symbiodinium sp. CCMP2592, 365 nucleotides. The record is from the annotation of a GenBank genome assembly. Lineage: Eukaryota; Dinophyceae; Suessiales; Symbiodiniaceae.
GUCCAAGGCCAACAUUGUUUGCCCUUGCGCCGAGUCCCAGAAGCAAUGCGAUGUGCUGGACUACACCACCACAGGCCAAAAGUCGAAUGUGACCACUCAGUGCGUGAAUCAGGGUGUGAAGUGCCCCUGCGGCAAGAAUACGCUGACUUGUGCGGAUCCGAACGACGCAGAAGAUGAUAUCUGCGAGCCAAAGUACAGUGGUACGCUGCUGAACAGCUGCCCACGGCCCUGCACUCCUGAGCAGGAGGCCGCAGGCAACAAGACCUGCACCCAGACGAACCUCCGGGACAAUGGAGACUUCAUAUCUGAAACCAUCAGUUGCGUACGACCAGCCAACUGCUUACCCGGCCAGAACAUGCAGAAGU